CAACCGCAUGAUUGUUUCUAGAGCAAAGAGCCCUUCCGUUUUUGCCUACUUUGCAGCAAAAAAAUCUUAACCCACUUCAGGUGGUAAUAGCAAAUAAUCAGAACCCAGAGUUUCAACUUAAUUACUGACCACAGCUAGAUAGUACACAUGGGGAUCGUUAGGACACAAGAAGAAGAGAAUGAAAGAAUGGAGUUUGAGGACUUCAGGCAGACUUUGGUUGCUUUUGCUGCCCUGGAAAGAAGAAAACAGAGUGAAGAAUUCAAAGGCCUGAGCUCCCACAAUGCCGACGUUGAUCUUGAAGAGAAGCUUGUUUGUGUUACCAGUGGUGUUUCUUUCCUUGGACUUGCCAUAGUUAACCGUCUCUUGCUCCGUGGAUACUCUGUCCGGAUCCUUGUUGAUAACCAAGAAGAUGUAGAGAAGCUGAGGGAGAUGGAGAGAUCAGGGGAGAUGAUGGCAUGUACGAACAAAAUUUCUGUGGUCAUGGCUAAGCCAACUGAAAUCCAGGGGCUAAUGGAGGCGUUUGAUGGGUGUCGUGGCGUGUUUCAUACCUCAGCUUUCGCUGACCCUGGUGGCAUCUCUGGAUAUUCAAAAUCCAUGGCUGAAAUAGAAGUAAAGGCCAGUGAGAAUGUGAUGAAGGCAUGUGCAAGAACUCCCUCUGUCAGGAAUUGUGUGCUCACUUCUUCACUUUUGGCCUGCAUAUGGAGAGACAGCACCCAACAUGAUCUCCCCACUUUGGUUAACCAUGAUUGCUGGAGUGAUGAAUCACUCUGCAUGGACAAAAAGCUCUGGUAUGCAUUGGGGAAACUGAAAGCAGAGAAAGUUGCAUGGAAAAUAGCAGAGGAGAUGGGCAUAAAACUGACCACCAUCUGUCCAGGGCUCAUUACAGGCCCUGAAUUCUCCUUAAGAAAUCCAACGGCAACAAUAGCUUAUCUUAAAGGUGCCCAAGAAAUGUAUGCAGAUGGGUUGCUAGCAAUUGUUGAUGUAAGUAGAUUGGCAGAGGCACAUUUAUCUGUGUUUGAGGAAAUGAACAAGACAGCAUUUGGAAGGUACAUUUGCUUUGAUCAAGUCAUCAAGAGAGAGGAGGAAGCAGAGAAGUUGGCAAGGGAAAUGGGGAUGCCAUCAAACAAGAUCUGUGGAGAUUCAUUCGACAUUAUUCCUACUCGCUUUGACUUGUCAAACAAGAAACUUACCAAUCUUAUGUCUAGGAAACUUAGAUGUUGCUAUGGUGAAAGUUAGCCCAAGUUAGCUUUCCCUUGGACUAUGCUUUUAUCAGCAAAACAGAGAAGAACAAUGUUUCCCACUGUCCAUUUUCUAAAUGAAGAUAAACCAGGGGUCCAUCUUCUUAAAAGUAAGCUGCAUUUUCACUUGUAAAGAGUAUUUUAGCUUAUUCAAGUUCACUGAUCAAACCAAAUAGGAUUAAUGCAUGAAUGACUUGAAGGCCAUAUAUGAAAUAAGUUAUUCAUAAGGCAAAGGUCCAUGGCAUUUCUCCAAUGACUUGCGUGGUUAAGGUCCACAAGUAUAGGUGACAAAUUGUCAAACGCUGCAACCUUAAGCUGCACCGUCCAUUGGAUCUUAGUCCUUAUCCCUCACCUGGGAUCACCUAAGUCUCAAGUUAGUUUUGGUGUUAGGUUCCUUUUAGAAAAACUUGUGUCUACAUUUCUGUUGUAAUUUUGAUAAUUUGAUUCGGGUGCAUGAAUUAGAAGGAAUAGAUAUUCAAACUAAACACUGAA
Molecule: messenger RNA, 1730 nt
Organism: Theobroma cacao (cacao)
Lineage: Eukaryota; Viridiplantae; Streptophyta; Magnoliopsida; Malvales; Malvaceae
Product: NAD(P)-binding Rossmann-fold superfamily protein
Molecular function (GO): oxidoreductase activity, acting on the CH-OH group of donors, NAD or NADP as acceptor
Source: RefSeq, a predicted model, not a curated record